Molecule: messenger RNA, 676 nt
Organism: Stegostoma tigrinum
Lineage: Eukaryota; Metazoa; Chordata; Chondrichthyes; Orectolobiformes; Stegostomatidae
Product: U7 snRNA-associated Sm-like protein LSm10
Exons: 1
Coding region: 1-366 (121 amino acids)
Biological process (GO): mRNA 3'-end processing by stem-loop binding and cleavage
Cellular component (GO): cytoplasmic U snRNP body; nuclear body
Molecular function (GO): histone pre-mRNA DCP binding; U7 snRNA binding
Source: RefSeq, a predicted model, not a curated record
AUGGCAUUGAGCCAUUCUAUUAAAGAACGAACAAUUGCAGAGAACAGCCUCAUCAUCCUUCUCCAGGGGAUACAUAACCACGUUACCACUGUGGAGCUUAAAGACGAGAGCUCAGUGAGGGGACGCUUUGUGAAUGUUGAUGCAUUCAUGAACAUCCGGCUAGCUGAAGUUAUAUACACUGACAGACAGGGCAGAGUGUCAAACCUGGAUGACUUCUUUGUGACUGGCAGAAAUGUACGUUACGUUCACAUCCCAGAUGAGAUUGAUAUAAUUGAGACUGUCCAGAACCAACUGCAGAAAAUCCACCGAGUGCGUAACUUUGGAGGAAAAGAUCGAGGGAGGAGAGAAUUUCCAUCAAGAAAGUAGCAAUGUGCUGAUCCUGAGAUGUGCUAUCAAAACUUGGUGAUGCAUAUGGGGGAAAUAAAGGACAAGAUCAGAACUCAGUGAUGUUGGGGUUUGUAUCAGGACAGUGCAGUCUUUAGGAUUUCUGAGGACUGGAUGGUGUUUGGGUGGGGGUUAUAAGGACUGUGUGCUGUUUGAGAGACUGAUCAUCAGGACUAAGUGGUGUGUGCAGGGCUAAAUACCAUGGCUGUAUGGUGUUUGGGGCUGUGUGUGUAAAUAUUAUGACUGUGCAUUGUUUGCAAAGGCUGGUGUGUUGGCUGUCUGAACUUGAUGU